UGUGAGGCAACCUCUGCAGAGGCACUGAGGCACAGAAACUCUUUUCAGUGUAAACACACACACACACACACACAGCUGUUAACAUCAGGAAUAAAGCAGGGGAAGCCCGUCGACCUCGCUGUUACUCACGACGCAAGAGGAGGAAAGGAUGACGAACCUCUCGCGAUAUCUCGUCAAUCACCUGAUGACGUUCUCGCUCCAGGACGGGGACGUGCAGGGCGUGGAGGACGCCCGGGCGCGUCUCUCCUUUUUGGCCGAAAGCAAGAAGCUGUGGAGUCAACAGAUGUUCCUGGAUGUCGGGGCCGAGGCCAUUAAGCUGCGAGACGUACAGAGCCAGGACGAGCUGGAGACCUACUCCCUGGAAUCCAUCCUGCGGUGUGACGCGAUCAACACGGUGAAGCACUUCCCGUCCCUGCUCAUGCUGAUCUGCAAGAGUGAGGAGCAGAAGAAGCCGGACAUUCACUUCUUCAGCUGCGAGGUUGUGAUGGCGGAGGAAAUCCGCGAUGACGUCGCUCGCACAGUUUCCGGUCGGUCCAACCGUGACACUUCAAAGCCGUCUGAUGCCUCCAGGCUUCCUCGCAGUAGAGGGGAGAUGAUGGACCCUUAUGGAAUCCCAAGUCACCCCAUCGCACAUGCCCCUAACCCCCCACCAGCAAACCCUCCACCUUACCCUGGACCCAGAGCAAACGCCAUCAACGGCGGGCCCGAUGUCUCCUUCCUGCGAGCGGAGAGAGAAGUGGGGAUCCUCAACCACUGUUUUGAUGACAUCGAGAGCUUCAUGGCCAAGCUCCAGCAGACCGCAGAGGCAGCGACGGUGCUGAACCAGAGGAAGAAGAAGAAGAAGAAAAGUAAAAAGCCAAGUGCUGAAGAGGAUUUACUCACUAUCAAGGCUCGUCCACCACCAGAGGAGGAAUUUAUUGACAUCUUCCAGAAAUUCAAAUAUUGCUUCAGCCUCCUGGCGCGUCUAAAAUCGACCAUUGCCAAUCCUUCGUCGGAGGAGCUCGUUCAUCAUGUAUUCAAACCGUUGGACAUGAUGGUGAAAACAACAGGAGGGCCGGCGCUCGGGGCCUCAGUGUCCAGCCCUGCACUGACAACCUCUGCUGUGUCUCUGCUGCAAGACAACCUGAGCGUGGAGGAGAGGCAGCUGUGGACAUCUCUGGGUCCUAACUGGACACAUUAUCGCUCUCAGCUCAGAGGGCCCGUCACACCGUACACCCCCGUGUUCUUGGACGGCUGGAAACCGGAAGCCCUGAGGCCAGACGGGCAGGUUUGGGAAGAUCCUGUCGAGUCACAGCACAGGCACGAAGCCUUCCAAGCAAAACAAGAGCAACAGCCUCCUCAGGCGGUCGGUCCUCCUGAUUUCCACAUCGAGGACGACACAGACAGCAGCACAUUCCCACCGGAGCCCGAGCGUCUCUACAGCUGCAGUUACGACUUCAUCGCCAGAAACAGCAGUGAGCUUUCAGUGCAGCAGGGGGAGACUCUGGAGGUCAUCGAAUCAUCCAAGCGCUGGUGGAAGUGUCGCAAUCGGUUCAACCAGAUCGGCUUCGUCCCCUUCAACAUCCUGGAACCUGUAGCUCACAUAGACAGCCCCCUCGCCACCAAACCGCCCAGUGUCCCUGCUGCGCCUCCCCUCGCCAAGACUCUCACUCCGGUCCCGCCCAGUCCACCUGCUCUGCCCCAGGCCCCCACCCACUCCCCACAGCGUCCACACAGCUUACCGGCAUACACCCAACACAUACCAGCUGCAGAGGACACAGAUAAAGUCAUGCUGGUGAACGACGAGCUGCUGCAGAGGCUGACAAACGGAAAGACCACGCUACACAAGCCUCUGGUCAUCCCGCGCUCCAGUGACACGAGCGUUCCUCUGAACUACCACUCUCCUCCAGAGGAAGUGGCCGAGUGGCUCAGAGGGAAAGGCUUCAGUGAACCGACGGUGUCGUGUCUGGGAGUGCUGACAGGCGCUCAGCUCUUCUCCCUCAACAAGGAGGAGCUGCGGGCUGUGAUUCCAGACGAGGGCGCCAGAGUCUACAGUCAGCUGGCCGUGCAGAAAGCACUGCUGGAGGAUGCCAGAAGGGCCACAGAGCUGGAGGCGGUCAUGGAGAAACAGAAGAUGAAGGUCGAUCUGAAGCUGGAGAGCAGCACGCUGUGAGCCGCAGGAGUCGCCGUCACGAUGCCGUCACCGGCGUGGAUCGCAGAAUUAUAAUCACCAGAGAAAAACACGCAAUCAAAAGACUGUUUAUACAAACAGCGUCUCUCACUCAUUUAAACAUAAAUUCACCGAGUGUUUAACGGAAGCAGGUGCUGCGCAAACUUAUUUUAUCAUUAAAAAGCACAUUUUUAAAUUG
Solea senegalensis (Senegalese sole) is the source of this 2348-nucleotide messenger RNA. RefSeq names its product epidermal growth factor receptor kinase substrate 8-like protein 1. The transcript has 19 exons. The record is from RefSeq and is a predicted model, not a curated record. NCBI's taxonomy places the organism in Eukaryota, Metazoa, Chordata, Actinopteri, Pleuronectiformes, Soleidae. The coding region runs from base 149 to 2152 and encodes 667 amino acids. Gene Ontology annotation, cellular component: ruffle membrane; vesicle; plasma membrane. Gene Ontology annotation, molecular function: actin binding. Gene Ontology annotation, biological process: Rho protein signal transduction; regulation of Rho protein signal transduction; positive regulation of ruffle assembly.